CACACACACACACACACACAGAAUCCAUUACUGGAAUUGUAGUUAGUGAUUGACUAUGGUCCUAUUUGACAGAGAGAGCUCAGCAGAGGAGGGAGGAGGAAGAGAGGGCCAAAGCCAAGAAGAGACCACACGUAUUCAAGGAGCCCAAAAAGUGUCCUCCCCUGGGUAUGGAGUCUCAUAGGAUAGAAUCAGACCAGCUGCUGGCCUCCUCCAUGUCUCACUACCGCUACAGCCAAGCCAGGGCACGACUCAACAUACAGGCUUCGGAUGAUGAGGAGGACAUGCAUGGUGGGGCAUGGUGUCCUAACCCAGAGGACAAUAUUCACUGGUUUGAGAUGGACGCUCGCAGAGCAACAGAGUUUACUGGGAUCAUAACACAGGGACGAGACUCACGCAACGAGAGUGACUUUGUGACAUCGUACUACGUGCAAUUCAGUAAUGACAGCAGAGAAUGGAAAACCAUCCAUGACGGUUACUCUGACUGGUUGUUUUUUGGUAACUCCGAUAAGGAUACCCCUGUGCUGAAUCAGUUAGCUGAGCCCAUACUAGCACGCUACAUCAGAGUUAUCCCUCAGAGCUGGAAUGGUAGUUGCUGUAUGAGGCUGGAGGUACUAGGCUGCCCACUGCCUGACCCCACCAGUGCCUACCAGAGGCUGCAGAAUGAGGUGACUCCAGUCCAGUACCUGGACUUCAGACAUCACAACUACUCAGACAUGGUCACGAUGAUGAAGUCCGUGUCUGAGGAGUGUCCCAACAUCACCAGUAUGUACAGCCUAGGUCGCAGCUCCAACGGACUGGACAUCCUGGCCAUGGUGAUAUCAGGCAACCCCACAGAACACGAGAUAGGUGAGCCGGAGUUCCGCUACACGGCCGGUCUCCAUGGAAACGAGGCGACGGGGCGGGAGAUGGUUCUUCUUCUGUUGCAGUACCUGUGUAAGGAGUACAAUGAUGGCAACCCUAGAGUGCGCCGCCUGGUGGAGGGAAUACGUAUCCACCUGGUGCCCUCACUCAACCCGGAUGGGCAGGAGAAAGCCCUGACAGUGGGUUCCGAGCUGAGUGGUUGGACAACAGGCCACUGGACGGAGGACGGCUAUGACAUCUUCCAGAACUUCCCAGACCUGAACAGUGUUUUGUGGGAGGCCGAGGACAAGGGCAUGGUGCCCAAACUGAUCCCCAAUCACCAUGUCAAGAUCCCUGCAGAUCAAGAGGGGGAUGACAGGAUUGCUGUGGAGACUCGAGCCAUCAUCUUGUGGAUGGAGAGCCACCCAUUCGUACUGGGGGCCAACUUCCAGGGGGGGGAGAGGUUCGUGGCGUACCCAUACGACAAUCACCACCUAACCAAGACCGCCGGCACCAGCACCAGAGAGGGCAAGAGAGAGAGGGCACAGAGUCGCAAGAAGAGACAGUACGAGGAGUUUGACGUGACGGAGUGGGGGAGGGACUACGACCGCGAGGAGCCGGAGGAAGACGAUAGAAACAGGGGAUACCAGCAGCCAGAAGAAGACCAGUGGAACAGGGGAUACCAGGAGCCAGAAGAGGACCAGUGGAACAGGGGAUACCAGCAGCCAGAAGAAGACCAGUGGAACAGGGGAUACCAGCAGCCAGAAGAAGACCAGUGGAACAGGGGAUACCAGCAGCGAGAAGAUCAGUAUAACAGAGGAUACCAGCAGCCGGAGGAGGAGUGGAGGGGACAUGGCUAUGGCCACAGGGAAGAGGAGGAUGACAGAGGGAGAGGGGAGGAUGACAGAGGGAGAGGGGAGGAUGACAGUGGGAGAGGGGGGUACGCAGAGCCUGAGGAUGAACCCAGGGCCACAGCAGACGCCUCAUUUUUCAGGUGGUUGGCCAUCUCUUAUGCCUCUACUCACCUGUCGAUGACAUACACUUCCCACGGCUCCUGUCACGGCAAUGACAUCACUGGAGGCGUUGGAAUCGUCAAUCGCGCCAAGUGGCAGCCCGUCACAGGAAGUAUGAAUGACUUCAGCUACCUGCACACUAACUGUCUGGAGCUGUCAGUGUUCCUUGGCUGUGAUAAGUUCCCCCAUCAGAGUGAGCUGGUCAUUGAGUGGGAGAAGAACAGAGAGGCCAUGCUCACCUUCAUGGAGCAGGUGCAGCGUGGGAUCAGGGGUGUAGUAAAAGACAAUGAGGGGAACCCCAUCGCUAAUGCUACAGUUUCUGUAGAGGGGGUCAACCAUGAUGUCUCUACAGCUGUAACAGGGGACUACUGGCGCUUGUUGAACCCAGGUGAGUACCGUGUGACGGUGCGGGCAGAAGGCUUCGCCCCCCUGACCAAGCUGUGUGUGGUGGGCUACGAGGCAGGGGCAACUACCUGCAGCUUUAACCUGGCCAAGUCCAACUGGGACCGCAUCAAACAAAUCAUGGCCCUGCACGGCAACAAGCCCAUACGCCUGCUCAGCCACGGCAACGGCGGAACAAGACAGAACACGGUCUCCAAUGGCAACAGGCAUCCCGACAGGGUCUCCGCCAUAGAUCCUAAUGUGCGUCGCAAGCAAAUGCAAAAGCUAGAGCUCGACCGCCGUCGUCGUCUACGGCAACAGAGACUGAUGAGAUCGACAACAACGUUGCCCCCGACGACCACGCCAGUUCCCACGACAAUAGAGGCGGAGCCCACCACUGCUUGGUACGACUCGUGGUUCAUAGGAGAGGGGCAAACGUCGGCACCGGAAAAUUUCACGGACUCCAUCUUGGAUUACAAAUACGAGUACAAGAUUGACGAUUACUAAACUAAACACCAAGGCCUUGCUCAAAUACAGGUAUUUGAACAGGAACAAUGUCAUAGUCCUGAGCCCAGGCUGUUAACUCAAUUCUUAGAGUAGACAACUAAGUGACCCCUUAAAGGGAUAUUUGGCAAUGAUGCCCUGUAUCUACUUCCCCAGAGUCAGAGGAACUCGUAGAUACCAUUUUUAUGUCUCUGUGUCAAGUAUGAAGGAAGUUCGAGUUAGUUUUGCAAGCCAAUGCUAACUAGCAUUAACACAAUGACUAGAAAGAUGCUAGCAGAUACCCAUAGACUAGUUAGCAAUUUCGCUAGCGCUAGUUAAGAACUUCCUUCAAACUGCACACAGAUACAUAAAAAUGGUAUCCACGAGUUCAUCUGACUCUGGGGAAGUAGAUACAUCCCAAAGUAUCCCUUUAAAGAACUGACAGGUUCUUGAAACUCCAAUAACUCUGGAAGCCCCCCAGCCAUCCAUUCUUUCAGAUCAACAAAGGGGCCACAAGAAGUGUUUAGGUAUAUCUGCAAAAACUGAUCAAAGGAACAAUGCAGUGUUGAAUGCAAAAACAGUCAGGCACACAAGCUAAUGCCAGUGGUCUGUAUAACUGCUCGAGUAGGUAUUUUGAUACAACGUUAACACACACAAAAAUGUCAGUUUCGAGUAGAAAAAUAGAACCACUGAUAUCUGGAAAACACAUUUUAUACCAAUUCAAUAUGAAAGGUUGUUGCAAAGGCUUUCCUGGAGAAUGUACUUCAGAGAUCAUGUAGAUCUGGUGGUGGUAGAUUACGCACUUGUUUUACUAUCACCUCCCACCCUUGAAGUGUCAAAACAAAGAAUCAAAGUUUCUAUUUUUCUUAUAAAUUGUGGAUUAAUGUACAUUAUUUUUACACAUUGACAGCAAAGUCAUAAUAUCGACAUACAGUAACUUGACAAAAAUGUUUGUUGAAUAGUAAGAGAGAAAUCAAAAGAGAUUUCCUUAAAUGUUCCUCAUAAUUUAGCUGAGGUAGAGGAAAGACAUUUUUUUCAAUUAAUAAAGGCUUGUUUACAUACA
Molecule: messenger RNA, 3780 nt
Organism: Oncorhynchus gorbuscha (pink salmon)
Lineage: Eukaryota; Metazoa; Chordata; Actinopteri; Salmoniformes; Salmonidae
Product: adipocyte enhancer-binding protein 1-like
Exons: 16
Coding region: 168-2741 (857 amino acids)
Biological process (GO): negative regulation of transcription by RNA polymerase II; proteolysis
Molecular function (GO): zinc ion binding; DNA-binding transcription repressor activity, RNA polymerase II-specific; metallocarboxypeptidase activity
Source: RefSeq, a predicted model, not a curated record